Molecule: messenger RNA, 2127 nt
Organism: Thyridium curvatum
Lineage: Eukaryota; Fungi; Ascomycota; Sordariomycetes; Thyridiales; Thyridiaceae
Exons: 1
Coding region: 1-2127 (708 amino acids)
Source: RefSeq, a predicted model, not a curated record
AUGGCACCCCUCCAAGCCGAUUACCUCGAGCGCGUCUACGCGGGCGUCCUGGGGAAGCUCAUCGGCGUGUACGUGGGCCGGCCCUUCGAGGGCUGGACUCACCAGAGGAUCCUGGCGGAGCUCGGCCCCGUCAAGCAUUACGUCCACGAGCGCCUGGGGCUGCCCCUCGUCGUCACCGACGACGACCUCUCGGGCACCUUCGCCUUUGUGCGCGCCCUCGAGGAGCACGGCGUGUCGCCGGACCUGACGGCCGAGGACGUCGGGCGCACGUGGCUCAACAACGUCGUCGAGCGCCGCUCGGUCUUCUGGUGGGGCGGCCGCGGCGUGUCGACCGAGCACACGGCGUGGCUGAACCUGAGCGAGGGGGUCUGGGCGCCGCGGAGCGGCUCGAUCGCGCAGAACGGCCGGACGGUGGCCGAGCAGAUCGGCGCGCAGAUAUUCAUCGACGGCUGGGCGCUCGUGGCGCCCGGCCGGCCGGAGCUCGCCGCCAAGCUCGCCAAGGCGGCUGGGUCCGUCAGCCACGACGGCGAGUCGGUUUAUGCGGCCGUGCUGUGGGCCGCCAUGGAGGCCGAGGCGUUUGUGUCAAAGAACGUGGACCACUUGCUCGAUACUGGGUUGCAGUACAUCCCUGCCGAGUCUGACAUCGCUCGUAUGAUCGGACAGGUCCGGGCCUGGUGCAAGGAAGACGGCGAGUGGGCAAAGACAAGACAGCGAAUCGAGGAUACGCAUGGUUACGACAAGUAUCAUGGCGUUUGCCAUGUCAUGCCCAACCACGCCAUCAUGGUCAUGGCUCUUAUCUACGGCGGCCACAGCUUCCACGAGGCGAUGCACAUUAUCAAUACCUGCGGGUGGGAUACCGACUGCAACUCUGGCAAUAUAGGUUGCCUUGUUGCGAUCAUGCACGGCUUGUCCACGUUUGAGGGUGGUCCUGACUGGCGAGGGCCCCUUGCGGAUCGUGCACUCAUCUCUAGUGCCGACGGGGGAUACUCGAUCAAUGAUGCAGCACGCAUCGCCAUCGACGUUGCCAACUUGGGAUACCAGCUUGCUGGCGAACCGCCCCUAAAAGCCCCCAAGGACGGUGCACAAUUCCACUUCUCUUUGCCAGGGAGUGUCCAGGGUUUCCAGUCCACUGGAAGCAGUGCCAAGGUUGAACAGGGCUCGGAUGACCAGGGAACAUCGGGAUUGGCUAUUCGCAUCCAGGGGUUGACGGGAUCAUCGAACCCAGUUGAAGCCUUGACUCAGACAUUUUCACCGAGAGAAGUAGAACGGAUGGGACCGACAUACCCUUUGAUGUGCUCGCCGCUAGUAUAUCCAGGGCAGAAGGUGUUUGCCAAUGUCAAGACCGAGGGAAAGGGCGGUCCUGUGAAAGUCCAGCUUCGCCUGAAACACUAUAGCGAGAACGAUGAGCUGAUGUCCCACGAUGGAACUAGCGUGGAGCUUGUACCAGGUACCGCCCAGAGAAUGGAAUGGACUAUCCCUGACACGUUGGACAGCCAACCUAUACAGCAGCUCGGACUUGCAGUCUCGACAACCGGCGAUCCCUUCGAAGGCACUGUCUGGCUGGAGAGUUUAGGAUGGAGCGGCAUACCUCGGACUGUGUUCCGCCGGCCGGCCGCCAAGGAAUGCAAAUACUGGCAUGAUGCAUGGGUGACCAGCGUUGACGACUUCCACAUGCGCAUGAUCCCAUCCUUUCACAUCGUCAAGAACAGCGGCGAAGGGCAGAUCAGCAUUGGCACAAGAGAGUGGGCCGACUACAAGUUCACGGUCCACAAGCUCAAGGUCACCUUUGGGAACUGGGCAGGCGCCAUCGUGAGGACGCGAGGCUUACAUCGAUACUAUGGCGUAAUCUUGAGCAAGGAUGCGAAGGGCAACAGUUGUCUUUCGGUCGUCAAGGCUCGAGACGAGCACCGCCGUGUGCUAGCAUCCAUACCUUUCGACUGGGGCAUUGAUGCGGAAUACGAGAUGGCAGUGGCUGUGCAAGGGAACAAGAUCAGGGCUGAGGUUGGGAGUGCGUCGAUUGAGGCGAGUGAUAAGGAUGGACCAUACUUGAGCGGCGGAAUGGGACUGGUUGUGCAGACCGGAUCCCUCAGCGCCGACAGUUUAGAAGUCUCACCAAUCGAGAUAUGA